AGAUGUGUGGAGGGAAAAGAGGAAACAGAAGUGCCAGUGUAGCGGAAGUGGUACUGCCCUGAACGAUACGCUGAACGAGACGGAGGACGGAGGCUGAAUCGUCCAGAGAGAAAAAAAAGGAGGAUUAAAAGUCACCAAUAUUUCUAGAAAAUGGAUAAGAACGACCUGGUACAGAAGGCCAAGCUUGCUGAGCAGGCUGAGCGCUAUGAUGACAUGGCUGCAGCCAUGAAGUCGGUGACAGAGCAAGGCACUGAGCUGUCAAAUGAGGAGCGCAACCUUCUCUCUGUUGCCUACAAGAAUGUGGUAGGAGCACGCCGUUCAUCCUGGCGAGUCAUCUCCAGCAUUGAGCAGAAGACUGAGGGCAAUGACAAAAAACAGCAGAUGGCACGUGAAUACCGGGAGAAGAUAGAAUGUGAGCUGCAGGAAAUCUGCAAUGAUGUGCUCAAACUACUGGACGAGUAUCUCAUUGCCAAUGCAAGUGCUCCUGAAAGCAAGGUGUUCUAUCUGAAAAUGAAAGGAGACUAUUUUAGAUACCUGUCCGAAGUUGCAUCUGGGGACAGUAAGAAAGGUACAGUGGACAACUCCCAGCAAGCGUACCAGGAAGCUUUUGACAUUAGCAAGGGGGAGAUGCAGCCAACACACCCUAUCAGGCUUGGCCUGGCUCUCAACUUCUCAGUCUUCUAUUAUGAAAUCCUCAACAACCCGGACAAGGCCUGCAGCCUGGCUAAGACGGCAUUUGAUGAAGCCAUCGCUGAACUUGACACUUUGAACGAGGAUUCUUACAAAGACAGCACCCUGAUCAUGCAACUACUAAGGGACAACCUGACUCUGUGGACAUCAGAAAACCAGGCAGAUGAGGGAGAGGGUGGAGACGGGGAAAACUAAUGGAAUUGCACUGUUAAUCCACCUACACUCUUAUCUUAAACACAGACAGCUUAUAUACAUCCCCCUCCACUCCAUCAGCCCCUCCCACUUCUGUAUGACAAGCAGCCUGAAUUGCUCCUGACCAACUAGUUUACCCCUCUCAGUUCACUGUGAGGUGACAGGGUAAUUUUGAGUUGUUAGCAGAUUCAGUCACUUUGUGGAAACAUGUUGUAUUGAUUAGUGAGUCCAUGUUGCUGUUGUUUUUGUCGGCUUUGUGUGUAGGUCUGUAUGUAGUGAGCGAGCAAGUGUGAAUGGAUGUGAAAGAUUGUGCGUAUGGUCUGGGGGGGGAGGGGGGUGUUGUGAAAUCUAAUCGUCCUUCCAAAUUCCCUUGUCCCAGCUAGUUUGUUGUGCAUUUUUCAUCCCUUUUUUUGUUACUUUUCUUAUUUGUGAUUCCUCAUGAUAUUUACAGGUUUUAUUGUAUGGUAAUUAAACUGGCAGUUGAUUUCCACCAAACACUGUGAUGGUAGGCGUUCCAUUUGCUUCACAACCCCGAAACAGUUUUUUUUUUUUUUUUUUUUGUGUGUGUGUGUGUUUGAAUUUCCAGACACGUACAAUCCUGUAUUCAACUAACUGCAAUUCUGCUGUGGGCUCAUACAGAAAGGAGGCAGGCUGUAUUGUGACACUGACAUCUUGGUGUAAUGCUCCUCAACCAUGUUCACAAAUUCACAGUUUUAAAGUUCGAAGGGACCCCUUAAAUUGUCAUGUUAGAUUUGUUCAGACAUAAGACAUUCCACAUUAUUAGGCUUCUGGAAAGGCAGUGCUCCUUUUUGCUUUUUUUUUUUUUUUUUUUUUAACUAAGUAUGGAUUGUCAUUGUAGUUUUACUCACUGUUCUGGUGCUGCUUGAUCUCCGUACAAUGAAAAUUGUAUGUGCGUAAAUGUGGUUCCAUGUAUUUUGCAAGAUUGACUAUCAUCUGUAUGUAAAACCUAAAGUAACCUUUUAUUGAUGUUAAUUGAAAAUGUCUUACCACACUGUAUCAACCCUGCUUGCAAAAUAUUCCUCUUAAAAGCGGUUGUUUUCUCCAAGAAGUUUUUCGUGCCUGGCUUUCUCUCGCAGCCUCCAUUUCAUUUAGUUGGCAGCAUCUGCUUGUUGUUUAAAAUCUUAAAGAGAACGAGUUAAUACCACAAAAAAAAAAAUCUUGACCUCAGUUUUUUGUGUGUUUUUUUUUUUUUUUUUUUUUUUUUGUCUAGGUGCAUCUCUCUGCUGUUAAAGAUAGUUGGUGUGGCUUAUCACCUUAAAAAAUCAAAUCAGGUCUACUUUGAUGGUGCAAUUUGGAGAAGCCCAUUUCAUCACUUUGGAAAGAAGCUCAGUGUCACAAUACCAUGUAUCACCACUACAUUCCACAUUAUUGUAGUUGAAGACACCAUUCCACAUUAUAGCUGACGGUCUGUUUACUCUGACAAUGCUCCAAUGAAUUGAAAUCUUAUGUUUUGAAAAAAAAAUCAUGUCAGUUUAUUAUUAUGCUUGAUGAAAAUGCAGUUAGUGAAUGUGGAACGAAGCCUGUCUGUAUAUCAGGUAUCUACUUGCUUUGUUUUUACUGACAAGUCUUAUGGCUAAAAUUUGCUUCUGUAACAGUCUAUUACCCAGUGCACACACGUGGUUGUGAAAAUUUAGAAUAGCUAUAAAAAGCAGUGACGAAAUGGAGAUAAACAAUGGUUGGUGUAAUUCUAGCUUUGUGUUUAUGUAUCUUAAAACCAUUCUAGUUUCACUAUACAUGUAAGAAAUAGGAAAGUGUCAAAGACCAUUCAGUGAAAUAAAGUUUCGUUUAAGAUAACAAA
Messenger RNA from Acanthochromis polyacanthus (spiny chromis), 2701 nucleotides. Its product is annotated as 14-3-3 protein beta/alpha-1-like. Gene Ontology annotation, biological process: signal transduction. The record is from RefSeq and is a predicted model, not a curated record. The transcript has 6 exons. Bases 151 to 885 code for a protein of 244 amino acids. Lineage: Eukaryota; Metazoa; Chordata; Actinopteri; Pomacentridae. Gene Ontology annotation, cellular component: cytoplasm.